AUGCCUCCACCAUUCCGCCCACAAGCCAGCAAGUCCUCAUUCAAGCCUGCUCCCGCUCGUGGUGACCGGAAGGCGUUCCUCCGGCAGGAUUUCCCUCGCCCGUUGUCAAGACGUGAGCAGGACUUCCUACACCGCGACAUGGAGCGAGAGCUCAUGAGGGCGCCACCACUACUCCCUACGGCCAAGGAUAUGAGUCUAGUCCAGUCGACUUCUACAGUGUUUAUUCACCCCAAGCUCGACCUGUGUCUCGAUCAAGCAGUGAAGAGUGCCGAUGUUGACCUCGACCGAGCCGUUAAGAACGUCUUCGAUGUAGUGGAGUCGUUACCAUCUCGAGAGGGCCUCACGAGACCGGACCUCCGCAUGCAAGCUCUAGUGAAUCGUGUCGCCAAUCGUAUACAGUUGUCAUCAGUCGAUACGCUCUUCUAUGCAGCCAUGUUGGGCCUCAGUGUCGCGGCACGAACUGCGACAACAUCUUCGAGGAGCUGCUAUCGGUCAGUCGAGUACAUGAGGUUUCACCGGCCAACCUCGUGA
This is a messenger RNA of Perkinsus marinus ATCC 50983, 531 nucleotides long. RefSeq lists its product as hypothetical. The coding region runs from base 1 to 531 and encodes 176 amino acids. The transcript has a single exon. NCBI's taxonomy places the organism in Eukaryota, Perkinsozoa, Perkinsida, Perkinsidae. The record is from RefSeq and is a predicted model, not a curated record.